AUGGGGUUCGUUCUGAUCAUGAUCCGUGGAAGUUCACUUCUCCUGAACCGAGAACAAAUUAUCCCUGACCAUCUGUCAGCUCACCCACCGAGCAUAAGCAACAUGGCGUGUACGGCUCCUAAUUCGUUAUCCUACUACAGCACGAGCAACGCCAUCUUAUCUACUAUUGGAAUUUGCUAUGUUCUUGUCGGUAUCAUGGUGGCUGGUAUUGGGGGGAAGGUUACAGCACUCCUUGCCGUGCCAAUUCUCUCCUCUAUUGGGUGUGCUAUAGCCAAUGGUCUUGCUUACUACGGAAGCUUUGUUGGUUGCCCCCUUGUGAACCAGGCAGUCGCUUUCUUAUUCUGUCACUUCUCCUGGACGGUAAGUGCCAUGUUUGUACACAGUGUUGGUAAUAGCGAUUUAAGAAGUCGGACUCCCUUUUUAUGGGUACAUCAUCCUACUCAAUCUCCUCCACGAUCGAGAGCGCAUUGUAUACUUGACUAUUUACUGGUCGCUUAUGCUCUUGAUCCUAGCCAUCCGCGUCACUAUUGCAGCGAUACACACAAACUUUCUACUUCACGGGAUGCCUGA
Pochonia chlamydosporia 170 is the source of this 570-nucleotide messenger RNA. RefSeq lists its product as hypothetical. Lineage: Eukaryota; Fungi; Ascomycota; Sordariomycetes; Hypocreales; Clavicipitaceae. The record is from RefSeq and is a predicted model, not a curated record. The coding region runs from base 1 to 570 and encodes 189 amino acids. The transcript is spliced from 2 exons.